AUGAUAAGAACUUCCGCACCCGAAGGUGUUGCUCAUACGGGAAUUCGUGGCAAGUCCGAAGUCGCCAAGUUUGAUCUCCGUGCCGUCCUGACUGCACAUAAUGUUCUCUGGUUUGAGAUCACGGUGAUAGAUGCCCUUGUCGUGACAAUGUUGGACGGCAUCAAGAAUUUGCACGAAGAUCUUGCGGACCAAAUCGUCCUUCCCGCAGAACGAAUGACGCUCGAUGAUAGCAGUGAACAAAUCGCCACCAGGGCAAUAGUCCAGAACCAGGUAGAUGAACCAGUCAUCUUCAAUAACUUCAUGCAAGUGCCAAUAGUGUCCGGAUGGCUCGGCCUUCACGAGCACCUUGACGGCAUAUUCCUUUGGAGCGGGGUGCGAGGAUGA
This is a messenger RNA of Sparassis crispa, 384 nucleotides long. RefSeq lists its product as hypothetical. The transcript has 3 exons. NCBI's taxonomy places the organism in Eukaryota, Fungi, Basidiomycota, Agaricomycetes, Polyporales, Sparassidaceae. The record is from RefSeq and is a predicted model, not a curated record. Bases 1 to 384 code for a protein of 127 amino acids.